UUUCAGGAAACUUUGAGCUGCUUUACUCGAGGUUCCCGAAAAAACUGCGAAGCUUCGCGGGAGGCGCACACGGAGCACCCGGGGGGCCGCAGACGGACGGCGACAUGUCGGGGAGAACCGGAGCCGCCUGGAUGUGACUGGAGGAUGGAGGGAGAGAAAGAGACGUCUGAGGAGAAGGAGGAGGAAGAGGAGGGGGAGGAGAAGGAGCUUCAUCAGGAUCACCCCAUGGAGGCAUCCUCUCUGGACCAGGACCUUCCCAUCAUGCACUGGGAGGAACUGAGCCAGCGGAUAGCUGAGCUGGAGAAACAGGAGCAGGAGCGGAGGGAAAGGUCAAAGAGAGGGGCGGGGCUGAGGACGGAGGGAAAUCCAGAUGGUGUGUGGAGCAACGUCUGGGGGGAAGAGGAGGAGGAAGACUUCAGGAGGUGUCGAGUGGCAGUUGUUACGUCACGAUUUCACAACCACAGAAACCUGCAGCUGUGCUUCAUCAACAACAGCGACAGUGAAGAGGAGGAGGAGGGGGCCAAUAAAAAGGUCACAAAGGGAACAGGGCACAAUGGUUGCCAUGCCGCUGGGUUGAAACAGGAAGUGGCCACGGCUCUGAGGACGUUGAGAGACAAGUUGCUGGCCGAACAGAAGGAGGAGCGGCUGGCUGGCAGCAGCUGCGUGGCCCAGCGGAAACAUCUGGAGCGCUGGGAGCUGCAGGAACGCUCGCUGCAGCAGCUCGGCAGCUUGAGGGCGUCGCUGGAACGAGACGUUCACGCUCUGAGCUCCGAGCUGGUGGCCCACCUCCUGGUACGAGACCAGCUGAGGACGAAGCAGGACGCCAUGCUGCUGGACGUCCAGGACCUGACCUAACGCCAGAAUGGCACGGCGGAGGCCUCGCACAGUCUCUGCCCAGUGCUCCUUCUUUCAGCCUCUCUGGGACCAGGCUGACUGCUCGGGCGUGUCAGCCCCUCAGCUGUUUACUGCGUCAGCGACAACCUGCCGGUUCAUCUAAACUGACCAAUCAGCACCAUCCAGAGAAACGAUGAUCCUGGAAUAACGUUCAUAACAGAGCUCAGAUGUUGGAGGGUUUUUUUGGUGAAGUCAGAUUCAUUCAUCGGGACGGCCAAUCAGCUGCUGGCUUGUGACAGUUUAAACCGAAGUCUCGGUCGUUGUUCUGACUGCUGACAAUCGGGCUUGUUAUGUUUCUGUUGUUGGAGCAGCUCGUUCAUCUCACAGCAGCUCCGUAUGUGACGCCCCGAGUUCAUCCUCAGCCUCAAACAAUCCUUGGAGCUCAUGUUCCUUUAAGGCCCGCCUCUCUAUAAGCACACUCUCUUCUGAUUGGUCAUCUAUUAAGUCCCUUGUACGGAAACCUCAGACAAUCUUCUUCAUGUUUUUCAGCAGGUGACAUGUUCAUGCAGCAUUUUCUCAGCAUGUUUCCAGGAUCACUAAAUCGUUCUGCUCCAAAACUGCAUGACAGGGGUCUUCAUCUGCACCACAGAUUUACAGGCUCGGCCUCUGAAAAUGAAACUGACAUUUUGGGAAAGGUUAGUAUAUUUUGCUGGAGCUUUUCAAAUCUUUUUUGAUACCUGUGCUCCUCUAAAUGCUCAUUUUAAGCCACCGUGGUAGCACGGUGUUAUUAUCCUCACUCUGUCCUACAAGAGGAUUUUUGUGGAGACUUUAUGUUCCUCAGAGGAUCCAUUGUCUUCGUCAAACAGCCUGUAACCGUGUUUUUGCCUUGAGACACAGGUCUUAAAGCUACAGGAUGAAAUUUGGGAGACAUAAUCAUGGUCAGCAGACCAAAAACAAUGACUUUGAUAAACCUACGAGUCAAAUGUCUGUGGUGAGCGACCCCCUGGAAACCUGCGGUUGCUAUCAGUACAUGUAUAUUCCCACCAAGUGGUGAUUGGUUGCUGGUUAUCACUGGGUGAAAAUGGGUUGCAAAGGGAGCGCUGCACCCAAAAACCUCCCUGUGAUUGAUUUGGUUGCCACGUUUGUGUUGAAGACAACAACAUGUCUGCAAACAUUCACACUGAGCCGAGCGGUCGGGAAAGGCAAACAGGAAACUCCUUCAAAGUAAAAGUUGUACCUUACUACUGAAAACAACACAUUUCAAAAGGUGCAACUUUUACUGUGGAGGUUUCAGGUUUGUGUUGCAACAGCCUGCCAAACCAGCCACAAAGAGGCUUGUUGGUGUCUUCCUCUGAGCUCAUCUACCAACCUCCAGCAACCUCACAGUUGGUUAAAACACAUUUUUCUGUAGCACCUGGUGGUUGGUAGGUGGUUGCCAACCGGUCUCUAGACCUGUCCAACUUUGGACCUUAGACAACGAAUGUUACUCAGUUCAUUUAGAAGAUGCAUUUUGGUAAAACGGUGUUACUUUACACCGUGCUGAAAGCUCAGUGACUCAUCGGUUCAAACAUCCUCAUCGAAGUCAAAUUGGUCAACUUUCUGACUCCUAACAUUACGUUCAGAUUUGGGAGUUUGGUGAUCAAAUUUCAUCUAAAAAAAUCCCAUUUUCACAUAUUUUCUCCAACGCUGUGUUCUCUGAGUUGCGGCGAGACUAAUUAGACAUAAUCAACAAAAGGGAUCUAACUUAUCUUAUUUAAGUUUUAUUGUGUUACUUACUGAACCACUUUUACCUGUUACUAUAAAAAGGGAACAGCACACAGAUAUAAGCACGUGGAGUUAAAGAGCUUACAUGAUAUCUUGAUUAUUGGACAUUAUACUUAGUUUUUGUUUUGUUUUUUAAUUAAAGGGGAAUUUCACCCAAACUUGAUGUGUCAUCACAUUAAAGCAGAAAAUAAAUAACUGAAACAACUUCAGACUAACAAAGUUGCGUUUCUGUCACAGUGGUGAAAUUCCUCUUUAACUGAUGCUAAACUCUUCAGGUACCGUCUGUGAUCGCGCUAUCGUUGUUUACUUUAAAUGUAAGGGAAGAAUCCACUGAAUAUAACCAACUAUGUGCCAUGAUUGCUGCCUUACUUUCAUUUUCUUCUUAAAACUAAACGUUUUGCAUCUCAUCCAUCAUGUGCUUUAAAUAACUCCCUGAAUCUGUUUUCAUGAGCACAGUAGUCAUUUAAACAGUAGUCGAGGAUAUUUAGCAUUGUGCUCUCGUGCCUGUGAUAAGAAGCUGAAUGUCAUUUACAUUGAAAGCGAUGUACUGUAAUGAGAAAUGUGCUUUAAAGUAUUUAAAGUCACACUGAAAUGUGCUGUUUUGAGGUUGUGGAAGGUUAUGACACUGAUACAAGGCUGUUCAUCAUUUCACCGUGACUUUAAGAAUAUUUGGAGAAGUAUUUUAAAAUGUAAAUAAAAUUAACUACAAAUAUAUUUGUAU
This is a messenger RNA of Haplochromis burtoni (Burton's mouthbrooder), 3319 nucleotides long. RefSeq names its product schwannomin-interacting protein 1-like. Gene Ontology annotation, cellular component: cell junction; plasma membrane. Gene Ontology annotation, biological process: positive regulation of hippo signaling. The record is from RefSeq and is a predicted model, not a curated record. The coding region runs from base 145 to 855 and encodes 236 amino acids. Lineage: Eukaryota; Metazoa; Chordata; Actinopteri; Cichliformes; Cichlidae. The transcript is spliced from 7 exons.